Molecule: messenger RNA, 1921 nt
Organism: Neodiprion fabricii
Lineage: Eukaryota; Metazoa; Arthropoda; Insecta; Hymenoptera; Diprionidae
Product: myrosinase 1-like
Exons: 8
Coding region: 85-1557 (490 amino acids)
Biological process (GO): carbohydrate metabolic process
Molecular function (GO): beta-glucosidase activity
Source: RefSeq, a predicted model, not a curated record
UUCGUUAGAGACGUACACUGCAAUAUAUUCUCUGCUUCGACCUACGAGAAAAUCAUAUUUGUACUGUAUCGAAUUUAGGAAGUCAUGAAGAAUUCCUGGAUCAUUGUGACCAUUUGCUGGGCGAUUUCCUGGAAGGCCGUUCAUUGCGAAGUCGCAGCUUUAACGUUUCCCAAAAAUUUUAAAAUCGGAGUUUCCAGUUCGUCUUAUCAAAUCGAAGGAGCUUGGAACGUCGACGGCAAGAGUCCGAGCACUUGGGAUUUUUUCACGCACAAUCAAUCGUCGCGUAUCGGUGACCGAAGUAACGGAGACCUUGCCUGCGAUUCGUACAACAAAUACAAAGAAGAUGUACGAUUGAUCAAGGAACUUGGGUUCGAUAGCUAUCGGUUCUCCAUCAGUUGGCCACGGAUAAUUCCGAAUCCCUUGACCAAUGUGACGAACGAAGCUGGCAUACGGUACUAUAAAAACUUGAUCAACGAAUUACUGGCCAACGGUAUAGAACCCGUAGUAACGAUGUAUCACUGGGAUCAUCCACAAAUUAUUGAAGAUAUGGGAGGAUGGACGAACGAGCUGAUGGUCGAUUGGUUUGUGGAUUACGCGAGAGUUAUUCUUCGAGAGCUUGGACCAAGCGUUAAACUAUUUUCAACAAUUAACGAGCCAGCUGUUUUCUGUGCAAUGGGCUACAGCAAUGUACCAUUAGCACCAGGCAAGAAUCUGAGUGCCAGAGAAAAAUACCUGUGCGGCCAUAACAUUCUUAAAGCUCAUGCCAGAGUCUAUCACAUGUACGACGAAGAGUUCCGUCCAACUCAGCAGGGCCAAAUCGGCUUGGUUGUUAAGACAGAGCCUUUUCUACCCGUUAACACCAGCGACAAAGUCGCUGCAGAGAGGGAAUUUCAAUUGUCAAGUGACUGGAUAAUGCAUCCAAUUUUUCUUGGUGACUAUUCCGAGGUGGUAAAAACGCAAAUUGCUGAGAUCAGCAAAGCCGAGGGCCGUGCAGCAUCAAGCUUGCUAGAAUUUUCUCCCGAGUGGAUAUCUUACAUCAACGGGACAUCCGAUUACUACGGCAUGAAUCAUUACACGAGCGUAUUUGUAUCCUCUACCGACAUGGAUCGCGAAUAUCGUCGCGAUCCAAGGAGUACUACGGAAUCAAUUGGAUGGUUUCGGGUUGUACCCGAAGGGUUUGGCCACGUACUUCGGCAAGUGAAAAACCUCUAUGGCAACCCGAAGGUGUUCGUCCAUGAAAAUGGACACCCUGACGAAAGUGGAUUGAAUGAUCACAAGAGAAUGGAUUACCAUCGCGCUUACCUGAAAGAAAUGCUCAUUGCCAUCAAACGUGACGGUUGUCGAGUUGAACGAUACAUGGCCUGGAGUCUGCUGGAUAGCUUUGAAUGGAACAACGGUUACACACUGAAUUUCGGUAUGUUCGCCGUAGACUCAAACAGUCCUCACAGGAAUCGAACUGCUAAACUCUCCUCGCAUUGGUGGAAACAAGUGCUUCAAACGCGCAGGCUUGAUGACGUCCCAGCAGUUAAUUCUACCAACCAAAGACAGCCUUGGUAACGACUCGAUUCCAAAAACAUUCACCGAAUACUCGGCAGGUCGAUCAACGACGGAAUAAAACCAGGUAUUCACCCUGCAAAAUUCCCAACGCUGCAUGUAUUUCAGUCAAUAUUAAACUAAUUGAACAUUUCCUUAAAUACUUGUUAACCGAUACUGCUGGCUGUACGCAAUGGAGUAUAAAUAAUGAAUCAUAAUUAAAUGGAAUUUUACGCUAAGGGCAAACCUCAUCUAUCGCUGCAACCGAAUUAGAAAUCUGCUGCACCUUACUCACGUGAAAAUUAAUUAAUCUUGACUUUGGUUGACCCAAUUGAAUUUAUAAUUAUUUUGUGCAUCCAAGGCUAGAAUAAAGUUCAAUUGAGACGAG